ACAGACGUUUCGACACGUUAGCGCGUGCGUGGAUUUCAGUGCGAUGUUCACGAGUCGUAUGUUUACAUAUUAUGCACGACUGAAGUAACGAUACGAGAUAGGGACUCAUUUCGACUGUAUGUGUUGUGAUUAGUGGGUCGAUGAACUGUAGACCGAUUAGAUGUCUAAACUAAGGUUAGAUAAAUAAGCGUUGCUAUGACGAUGCUUGCGAUGGCUCGAGGGUCAGAGGAGAGACGGGACGACGAUGUGGAAAAUGAAGGAGAAGCCAACGGCGAGGUUGACGUCGUUGGUGUGGAGGAAGCCGCGCCGGUUGACUUGACCAGGCGUUUGGGGUUAACAAGACCCCCUGAGAGACCAGCUAUAGCGUUCUCCGUGGAGAAUAUUCUAGAUCCAACGAAAUUCACGGGAAGGACCGAAGUUCCGAUGAGAUACGAUGAAACGUAUUGGAGGCCGCAUUACGAUAGAGAUGACAGUGACUCUGUCAAAGACCACCUCCAACAUUCGGACCUCGAGGCUGAUGACGUCGAAACAGAUGAUCAAACUUCCAACAUGGAUGACGACAUUCUCACUCAGUCAGAUCUGGAUGAAAAUGGUGACCCUAAAAGCCCAAGUUCUAGUUCUAAAAAGGGGAAAAGUUCCCGAGAUUCCAAGGGAGGAACUAAGCCAAGAAGAGCACGAACGGCAUUCACGUAUGAACAGCUGGUGUCUUUGGAGAAUAAAUUCAAGACCACCAGAUAUUUGUCCGUGUGCGAGCGACUGAACCUUGCUUUGAGUCUCAGCUUGACGGAAACACAGGUCAAAAUCUGGUUCCAAAACCGUCGCACGAAAUGGAAAAAGCAGAACCCUGGGAUGGAUGUCAACAGUCCGACCGUACCGCCACCUUCAGCUGGUGGUUUUGCGUCUGGUCCUUAUCCUGGAGGUCUGCUAUACCCCCACGGAGUACCAUACCCCUUCACAGGACCUGGCCCGUAUGCUCCCUACUUCCAUCAUCUAGCGGCGAACCAUCAUCACUCGCAUGGAUCUUUAGGUCACUCUCACACGUGAUUAUGGUCACGACCUGGGUCUGAUCACCCGAGGGUCGAUAAAGAUAAUGAAAGUGGACUGUCUAAUUAGCAGUGCUUGUCUGUCUGGUACUUACUGUUUUGAUGGUCUGAUAGAGGCAGAUUUGUAAAUGUAGACUUGGUUAGAACAUGUGAAUUUGUUGUAUCUACGCAUUCUUCUUCUAUCGUUUUCAAUUAGAAUUUCGUUGCAAAUUCUAACUCAAUCAACGCUAUUAUUUGCAGUAUUUUAAAAGAACUUUAUUUUAUCAUAUAUAACGUUGGUCAUUCAACGAUUACAAUGAUUUGGAUUUUAUAUAUUUAUAAGGUACCUACUUAGAAUUGACCUUCCAUAGAAUUUUAAAAACUGACCAUUUUCUUCGACGACUACAAAAGUUACUCUACUUGUUUAUAUUUUUAUGAGCACUGUGUAUAUUGUAGAAUAUGUGGUCGUACAUUAG
This is a messenger RNA of Colias croceus (clouded yellow), 1498 nucleotides long. It is a transcript of the gene slou, whose product is annotated as homeobox protein slou. NCBI's taxonomy places the organism in Eukaryota, Metazoa, Arthropoda, Insecta, Lepidoptera, Pieridae. The record is from RefSeq and is a predicted model, not a curated record. The transcript has 3 exons. Gene Ontology annotation, biological process: cell differentiation; regulation of transcription by RNA polymerase II. Gene Ontology annotation, molecular function: DNA-binding transcription factor activity, RNA polymerase II-specific; RNA polymerase II cis-regulatory region sequence-specific DNA binding. The coding region runs from base 196 to 1044 and encodes 282 amino acids. Gene Ontology annotation, cellular component: nucleus.